This is a messenger RNA of Cuscuta campestris, 1273 nucleotides long. NCBI's taxonomy places the organism in Eukaryota, Viridiplantae, Streptophyta, Magnoliopsida, Solanales, Convolvulaceae. The record is from the annotation of a GenBank genome assembly.
CGUUUAUAUAGUCCACAAGUAAACAGAGAGGCUCUAUCUCUGCAAACUGCUUUGUAUUUUUUCUUUCUUUGUAUGAAAUUAGAGCUUAGUUGGGAUGGCCAUGUUGAGAUCAAUGACCGCCAGAAAAAGCCCACAUGCUUAUAAGCAGCUGAUUAAAGAUGAAGAAUCCCAUCAUGAUCUCUUCGACCCAAAGCUCAGCAGAAAUUCAAGUGUCCCAUCCUUUAAAAAUGGAGUCUUUGGCACCCCAUCACCUUCAUCCUCUUCGUCGUCAUCUCAGGCGAAAUCUCAGGCGAAACAAGCGGAGAAGGCCAGCAAGGUUCACCCGAUUUUCAGCCUCUUCAACACCGGCCGGAAAAGUAAGAGGGCCACCGCCAGGCCGGAGUUCUCCCGGUAUAUGCAGUAUCUCAAGGAAGGUGGAUUCGGCGGCGUCAUAGACAUCGCCGCCGCCGCCAAAUCGAGCAUGCCCGGAAACUGAACCGUCUCUUCCGCCUCCUCCGAUUGCUUUGGUUCGAUUGGAUUCCGUUUUUAGUGCAGUUUGACUUUUGUCAAGCGACUCAUAUAUAAUUGUUCAAUUCCUUUUGCACCAAAGUUUAUGAUUAUUGCACAUCUUUGAAAAAUGAUGAAACAUUUAUUUUAAACUGCUUUGUAAAAUAAUUUAUUUAUGAAAUCAUAUAUUGAUGAAAUGAACUUAUUUUGUAACUUCCCUUUCAUUCUAAUAAGAAUGCGUAAAUUUGGUUGAUAGCUUGAAUAAUAAUAUACAGAAAACAUGUUUAUCAUGACAACAAUUUUGCACUUACAUUUAAUGUCAGGUCAACUUAUUUAGUUUUGCUGGUUUAAUACGAAGUUGAUCCCAUUUUUUUUAUCAUUUUAUGUUUGUGCCCAACAUAAUUUGAGAAAUUGGAAUUUGAUGAUGUCACAAUCCAUAUGGUGGAACAACUAUGUUGGAUUAUGAACAUGGUUUGAUCCGAGACCAUCAAGGGUGCAACCAUGUUGGAUUUUCAACCGUAAGAUUAGAACUUUAAGGAUUGCACAUCACAUGUUCGACAAAAUGCCACAAAGACAUAUCUGGUGCAAAGUACUUCUAGCCCUCUGAUUUCAUAUGUUCUUAUUGAAGAUUAAACACAUGAGAAGUACUACCAACCUUUUUUCUACAAGCAUCCUACCCCAUCAUCAAUUUUAUACCCAAGACAGCCUCAACCAUUGCCAAUAUUCAGAAAAUGCAGAAAGAAGCUCCCUCGAUGCACAAAAUUCUGAUUAAAGCCUCAUGUUGUUU